CCAGGCGAGUGCGGGAAUGUCAUACCCAGGAUAUCCUCCUUCAGGCUACCCAGCUUUUCCCGGUUAUCCUCCUACAGGACAAGAGUCUGUUUUUCCACCUGCUGGUCAGUAUUCUUAUCCUGCUGUACCUGGAGGCUUCCCACCCAUGGGAGGCAGUGAAUAUAAUGCAGCUCCACCAACUGGGGAGUUCCCAGGGAUUGCAGGCUACCCAACUGCACCUGGUGGGUAUCCUCCUGCACCUAGUGGAUAUGCUGGAGUACCUCAGCCUGGUGGCAUGCCAACUUAUCCUGGAGGUGCUGGUUUUGGAGUACCCCCCACCAGUUCUGGUUUUGGCUAUCCACAGCCUCAAGCCCAAACUUAUGGUGGAGGUGGAUCAGUGCAAAUACCAGCUGGGUAUCCUGGUGGACAAACACCAUCAACACCCCUGCAGCCUGCAGCAGUGACUCAGAGCAUGCAGGGCACAAUUCGACCAGCUCUUAACUUUGAUGCAGGGAGGGAUGCAGAGAUUUUGCGCAAGGCUAUGAAGGGAUUUGGUACGGAUGAACAAGCAAUCAUUGAUGUUGUGGCCAACCGUUCCAGUGAUCAGAGGCAACAAAUUAAAGCUGCUUUCAAGACCAUGUAUGGCAAGGAUUUAAUUAAAGACCUGAAGUCGGAGCUUAGUGGGAAUAUGGAAGAGUUGAUCCUUGCGUUGUUCAUGCCACGUACUUACUAUGAUGCUUGGAGUUUAAGGCAUGCAAUGAAGGGUGCAGGUACCCAAGAAAAUGUAUUGAUUGAAAUUCUUUGCACAAGAACAAAUCACGAGAUUCGAGAAAUAGUCAGGUGUUACAAGAAUGAAUUUGGAAGAGAUAUUGAGCAUGAUGUUCGGGCUGAUACAUCUGGUCACUUCGAACGAUUACUUGUAUCUAUGUGUCAGGGUAAUCGGGACGAGAAUCAAACUGUAGAUUAUCAAAAAGCUCAGCAGGAUGCUCAACGACUUUACCAAGCCGGGGAAGGGAAACUGGGAACAGAUGAGUCUUGCUUCAAUAUGAUCCUCGCAUCUAGAAGCUUCCCUCAGCUGAAAGCCACUGUGGAAGCCUAUUCGCAGAUAGCUAACCGUGAUUUAUUAAGCAGUAUUGGCCGGGAAUUUUCAGGAAAUGUAGAGCGUGGCUUGAAGACUAUUUUACAGUGUGCUCUGAAUCGCCCAGCCUUUUUUGCAGACAGACUUUAUCAUGCCAUGAAGGGAGCUGGGACAGAUGACUCCACCCUGGUUAGAAUUAUUGUAACUCGCAGUGAGAUGGAUCUUGUACAGAUCAAACAGCUGUUCACACAGAUGUACCAGAAGACUUUGGCCACCAUGAUAUCAAGUGACACAAGUGGGGACUACAGACGCUUGCUCUUGGCCAUCACUGGCCAGUAGAGAGACUCUCAGAAAGCAAUGCAGGAGCUGCAAACAGCCAUCACUACUUAUAAAAAUACAAAUUAUCUUAGACAAAUAAAUAUGCAUUGGUUGACUGGGAUCUUUUAUUUUGCACAUAUAAUUGCCUUAAUUUAGCACAUCAUGUACUUUACAAUAAACAUGUGCUGACUGAA
Candoia aspera is the source of this 1569-nucleotide messenger RNA. It is a transcript of the gene ANXA7, whose product is annotated as annexin A7. The transcript is spliced from 13 exons. The record is from RefSeq and is a predicted model, not a curated record. Gene Ontology annotation, cellular component: cytoplasm; nucleus. Lineage: Eukaryota; Metazoa; Chordata; Lepidosauria; Squamata; Candoiidae. The coding region runs from base 17 to 1396 and encodes 459 amino acids. Gene Ontology annotation, molecular function: calcium ion binding; calcium-dependent phospholipid binding.